Plasmodium falciparum 3D7 is the source of this 600-nucleotide messenger RNA. RefSeq names its product ribosome-binding factor A. Lineage: Eukaryota; Apicomplexa; Aconoidasida; Haemosporida; Plasmodiidae. Gene Ontology annotation, biological process: rRNA processing. The record is from RefSeq and is a predicted model, not a curated record.
AUGUUCUUAUAUUUCCUUCUCUUUUUAUUCACGUUAACUUAUAUUAAUAAUACAUUAAAUAUAAAAAAGAAAACACCCCUCUUUAAAUUUCCAUAUUUUAUUAAUACAUAUAUAACAUAUAAUAAUAGUAAUAAGAGACGACGUAUAAGAACCUUUCCUUAUUUUGCAAGGAAAGAAACGAAUCGUCAUGUGAUUUAUAGAAAAAGAUUUGAGAGAGAUUUGAAGUAUGCACUACAAUCUAUAUUUUAUAAACAAGGUAUUAAAUUAAAUUAUAAAUAUCAUAUCGAUGAAGAUAUUAUUGAGGGAAUAAGUGUAUAUAAGGUUGAAUUAAAUUCAGAUUGUUCUGUAGCUAAAGUUUUUGUUGAAAUUAUGGGAGAUUCCAUAGACGCAAGGCAGGGUUAUAUUUGGAUAAAACGAAAUACCAAAGAUAUUCGCUACAAAUUAGCUCAACUAAUUAAAGAGAGAAAACGAGUUCCUUUUCUCAACUUUGUUUUAUGCAACCUAAGUGAACAAACACAAUUACUUUGUGAGAUGGAAAAUAUAAAAGAAUAUUAUUCAGACUUAUUUAAGGAUGAAUUAACAAAUGACACAGAAGAAUAG